CAUGGACACUGGAUAUCAUUUCACAGACCUUUGAACACUUCAUAAUAGCCUUCCCUUGCUACUAGGUAACUGAUCUAAUUGUCUCAAACCAACCAUCACCAUCACCACCAUCAUCAUCAAUCAUGCCACCACCACCACCAUCACCACCACCACCAAUCCUUGCAUCCCCUCCAGGCUCCACCGCCGAAACCGGCAAGGAGGCUGCAUCUCCAGUCGACCAACUGGCGCAAAAGGAAAAGAACAAGGAAGAACCGUCGUCUCUAGAACAGUCGAUUGCAGAUCUACAAGCCCAGACAGCCGACUUGGAGGUCCAAAUCGCUGAAGCCAAGGCCCAAUUGAAGAACGACCCCAAAACUACGGUCCAACGACACAUCCGUCUCCUGCACGAAUACAACGAAAUCAAGGACAUUGGCCAGGGGCUACUAGGUCUGAUUGCAGACGCGCGCGGAGUGCGGCAAAUCGACGUGCAAAGAGAGUAUGGAGUAAGUGAUCAGGACUGAAAUCGUCCACUCCAUACAUCCAAACCUCUGCAGGGUGUGUUCGGCCACUGCCCAGAGUAAUUAUGAUUUAGCUCAAUAUAAUGUUUCUGUUUCUAUCUGACUAUCUGAGGGGAGACUCUUCAAGAGAUGAGUCCAGGUUUUGAGCCUGUUAUGAUGAAGGGGGAGGGCCAUUCGUUUCCGAUCGACCUCCAACCAACAGACUGCAAGUUUUUGAUCUAAACCACCGCCUGGUGAACCAGCAAACUCCGCAACAUGGUAGAU
This is a messenger RNA of Aspergillus homomorphus CBS 101889, 761 nucleotides long. RefSeq names its product SWI5/SAE3 family protein. The transcript is spliced from 3 exons. NCBI's taxonomy places the organism in Eukaryota, Fungi, Ascomycota, Eurotiomycetes, Eurotiales, Aspergillaceae. Gene Ontology annotation, biological process: meiotic DNA recombinase assembly involved in reciprocal meiotic recombination; double-strand break repair via homologous recombination; meiotic joint molecule formation. The record is from RefSeq and is a predicted model, not a curated record. The coding region runs from base 123 to 500 and encodes 125 amino acids. Gene Ontology annotation, cellular component: Swi5-Sfr1 complex; Swi5-Swi2 complex.